Acanthopagrus latus (yellowfin seabream) is the source of this 7733-nucleotide messenger RNA. It is a transcript of the gene camk2b1, whose product is annotated as calcium/calmodulin-dependent protein kinase (CaM kinase) II beta 1. The record is from RefSeq and is a predicted model, not a curated record. Lineage: Eukaryota; Metazoa; Chordata; Actinopteri; Spariformes; Sparidae. Gene Ontology annotation, biological process: protein phosphorylation. The transcript has 25 exons. Gene Ontology annotation, molecular function: calmodulin binding; calcium/calmodulin-dependent protein kinase activity; ATP binding. Gene Ontology annotation, cellular component: cytoplasm; neuron projection. Bases 285 to 2369 code for a protein of 694 amino acids.
GCGCGCGGGUAGCUGUCAGAUAGUGGAGAGAGACAGAGACGGAGACAGAGACAGAGACACCCACCCUGCUCGCUUCGUCUUGUCCGUAUCCAGCCCUCCUUCCCUCGGCGCCUCCGACAGGCCACCUCACACCGCUCCCACGGCCGUCUAGCUGCUGGGCGGACCUUUUUUUUUUUUUCCCCCCUUUUUUUUGUACCCUGAACGCACAUUUUAGCGCAAAAAGGAGCCCGCACAUUUUCCCCGGAGCUGUCAAAGUAGAAGAAGCCGAGAGACAGGGGAGCGACAUGGCCACGACAACCUGUACACGAUUCACAGACGAGUACCAGCUAUACGAGGAGCUGGGGAAGGGAGCCUUUUCAGUGGUGCGCAGGUGUGUUAAGCUGUGCACAGGACAGGAAUAUGCCGCAAAAAUAAUCAACACCAAAAAGUUAUCUGCAAGAGAUCACCAGAAGCUGGAGAGAGAGGCUCGAAUUUGUCGCCUGUUGAAACACCCCAACAUUGUCCGUCUUCAUGACAGUAUAUCAGAGGAGGGCUUCCACUACCUCCUGUUUGACUUGGUUACCGGAGGUGAACUGUUUGAGGACAUUGUUGCCAGAGAGUAUUACAGCGAGGCCGACGCCAGUCACUGUAUCCAUCAGAUUCUAGACAGUGUCCAUCACAUUCACCAACAUGACAUAGUGCACAGGGACCUGAAGCCAGAGAACCUGCUCCUAGCAAGCAAAUGUAAGAAUGCUGCAGUGAAGCUGGCCGACUUCGGCCUAGCCAUAGAAGUGCAGGGGGAUCAGCAGGCCUGGUUUGGAUUUGCUGGCACACCGGGGUACCUGUCCCCUGAGGUAUUGAGGAAGGAGGCAUAUGGCAAACCUGUGGACAUCUGGGCCUGCGGGGUGAUCCUCUACAUCCUGUUGGUGGGUUACCCUCCUUUCUGGGAUGAGGACCAGCACAAGCUGUACCAGCAGAUCAAGGCUGGGGCUUAUGAUUUCCCCUCUCCAGAGUGGGACACAGUCACCCCAGAGGCCAAAAACCUGAUCAACCAGAUGCUGACCAUCAACCCAGCUAAGAGGAUCACUGCCCAGGAGGCCCUCAAGCACCCAUGGGUCUGCCAACGGUCCACAGUGGCGUCUAUGAUGCACAGACAGGAGACUGUGGAGUGCCUGAAGAAAUUCAAUGCCAGGAGGAAACUCAAGGGGGCCAUUCUUACUACCAUGCUGGUUUCUCGAAAUUUCUCUGUGGGCAGCAGGCAGACCACCGCUCCAGCCUCUGUAACUGCGGCCGCAGCAGCAGUGGCUGCAGCCGCCGGCACCACCGCAGGGCUGGUGGAACAAGCUAAGACUUUGCUCAACAAAAAGGCAGAUGUCAAGAAACGCAAGUCCAGCUCUACUGUCCAGUAUAUGCCCCAGACAAACAGCACCAAAAACAGCAUAGUCACCAGCCCUAAAGGAAACAUCCCUUCACCUGCUCUGGAACCUCAGACAACCGUCAUCCAUAACCCAGUGGACAGGAAAAAGGAAUCAUCGGACAGCAGCAACACCACUGUAGAGGAUGAGGACGUUAAAGGAAAGAGCUUAGACAGCAGCUCGCUUAAGGCGCAGUCCAGCACGAGCUCCCAGCCUGAUAGCUCUCAGGGCUCCUCAGCUGCUUCGUUCUCUGCCACAAAGUUUGCUGAUCUGCUGGGCUCGGUGCGUAGGGGCUCAGGGCCCACAUCUGACGGAGAAGGGAGAUCCAGCACUCCUCCUCCUGCUGCCUUUUCCGCCCCCUCCCCUCCACACACCCCUGUUGUCCCCAUGCAGAUGUCUCGGCUCACAGACCUGGUAAGCAGCGUCCGCAGGGUGCCGGUGGCACCCGCACCUGAGGUGGAGGCUGCACCGGCGCCGGUACCUUGUGCCAGACCCACCCCUCCACCUGCACACACCACCUCCCCACCUCCCCCUCACUCCCCCUCCAGCCCAUCCCUGUCCUCCUCCCAGAUGCGCAAACAAGAAAUUAUCAAGAUCACUGAGCAGCUGAUAGAGGCAGUGAACAACGGAGACUUUGAGGCAUAUGCUAAGAUCUGCGACCCUGGGCUGACCUCGUUUGAGCCGGAGGCGCUGGGCAACCUGGUAGAGGGGAUGGAUUUUCACAGAUUCUACUUUGAGAACCUUUUGGCUAAGAACAGCAAGCCAAUCCACACUACCAUCCUGAACCCCCAUGUCCAUCUGAUUGGCGAGGACGCGGCCUGCAUCGCUUACAUCCGCCUGACUCAGUUUGUCGACGGCCAGGGUCGACCGCGGUCCAGCCAGUCAGAGGAAACUCGUGUUUGGCAUCGCAGAGACAGCAAGUGGCAGAACAUCCACUUCCACUGCUCAGGCGCACCUGCUGCGCCCCUCCAGUGAGGGUUAAAUGCCAUAGCUUUGUCUGUCAGGAGUGCUCUGCUGGAGAUAGGGAGGAAGAGGAAGAGGAGGAAGAGGAGGAGGGGGAAGGGAUGAAAGACCAAGUCUGGUAUCUGUUUUGGGGACAGGGCUCCUCCCCUCAUACUGGAAGCCCAGCCUCAAUCCCCGAGCAUGCAUCUCUUCUUUUACUACCACUGUCCUCCUGUCUGUCACCUGGCCCGAAAUCAUCUUUUGAGCGCCAUCAAACAACAGCAAAUAAACGUCCAACAGCUCAACAUCCUUCACCCCCCUCAGGCUUCCUCUUCUUCUCUCCGGCACACUGGGUGAUUGGCGGGGGUGAGGGUGUUUUCAGCACUCGUCGUGAUUCCCCCUUCCUGUCCCCUCCUUUCCACCCCCACAAUUUUUGCGACACCGACCCUCUUGUCCUCCUGUGAAUCAACACUUGUGUGACAUAAACACUGCACUGGAAAUACAGUAUGUAAAGUUUUAAGUAAAAUCUAUUAUUAUCAUUACUAUAUUAUUAUGAUGAUGAUUAUUAUUAUUAUUAUUACACAUUUGCAAUUGUAUAUGUAAUUUGUAUAAUUCGAAAUUCUUGAUGCCAGUGGUUUCUAGAGUUGAAGGACAUCUUUUUGUUGUUGUUUGUUUGUUUUGUUUUUCUCUAUCUUUUUAAGGAAGCAUGUUUUUUUCCCCAUAUUAACAGUGGCUGUUUUUUACUGUGGCUAUUAAGUGGAAAAUGAUAUUGGUAGUUUUUGUAAAUUGCUUCUUGUAUGUUAGCUAUAAUACUGCGCCCAAACUCAUGGUCAACAUGUUUUGUGUUUGUUUGUUUGUUUUACUUUCCUUUUAUUUGUACUUUGUUGGGUUUUUAUUUUGGAAGGGGUGUCUGAUGGUGUCGUGUGUUCCUGUCGAGAGAGAGUCAGUGUGUACAGCUGGAGGAGCCUGUUUUCCCCUGUUGCAAUGUGAGCGGUGGGAGACGGGGUUAGCUAGGCUCUCAGUGUCUUCCUGCAUUUAAAAGAAUUUACAUUUCAAACGUACAAACCAGACAGCAUGCAAUAGGAGAUUUACUGUUAGUUUACUUUUCCAUCUUAAAAGUUUAACCCUGCAACGGUUGCAUACUGAAAAUUUCAAGCACUCUCGGUGGUGAGGGGUGAAAAUUGACGAUACACAUCUUUUUUUCAGUUAGCAUUGAUGUUCCCUUACUUGUUCUGUUUUAUUGUCACCUUGAGAGAAAAAAAAAAACAUCUCCCAUCCCAAUGAUAGCUUUUUCUUAAAUGUACCACAAGGAACUUUUAACUAGUCAUAAAACAAUGCUGAUGGUCUUGAUUUGACCUACAUAAGACCUACAUAACAAGACCAUCAGCACGAAGAUUGGCUUUUUCCAUACAUGUAUUCUUAAUGGCUGCCAUUAGGCCAGAUUCCCCACAAAACCAUCAUAUUACUCAUAAACAUUUAUAACAAAAAGUGACUAUUACUGAGCAACUGGACCUGUCACGUAUAAACCACACUGGAACAAAGUUGACUUUGUUUCACCCUCAUCUUAUUACAGUCACAAAUCUUACAAAGUCAUGAAGUACAUUACCUCAUUUGUGAAUCCUUCAACUGUGUUUAAAGAAAAAAAAAGUAGUCCAAUUAUGUUGUCUUUCUUUCACUCUCUUCCGAAACCAAUCCAGAGAAAGAUCCCUACCACAGGAGGCAGCGGUGGUGCUUUACUUUAUCCAGAGGGGCCGCCUGAAUCAACAACUAAUAAAAGUUCCUUGUUGCUGCUUUAAUAAACAACAUACUUUACGUUGGAAUGACGGUUUUAGGUUAAGAUGACUUGACUACUUUUUUUAACAAGGUGUUGUUAUAUAAAGACAUUAUUUGUAUGUUCCAUGUAACAACAAGGUAAACUUUCAGUCCAGAGAGGGAAUAACGUAGGUGAUAUCAGAAAAACUGACAAUGAUUCAUUUAAAGAAAUCGUUUGUUUUUUACGCCUCAUCGUGGGUGAGAUAUUUUGAGGAAGAUUCUUCUUUGACUGGUCACUGUAGUUUAUGUCCCAGUCCUGUUGUGUGGUAAAGUCAGGAUCAGGCUGAACAGAGAAACCUCAACAGGUUAACAGAACUGAACAAAUUCAAGUCCGUCCUGUUGUUAUGAUACUCAAAUCACUGCUUGGAUAUUUGGAAAAACCCCAAACAAAAGGUACCUUGUUAUCAUGGGAUAUUUUGGUGUACGACAAUCUGUCAUACCGUUAUGUAAAAGUAUCUUGUGAUAAUUGCUCUGUCAUUAACAAAAACAGGGAACUCUUUUUAGUCAAAGUAGCAGGGGCAAGCAGUCUUACAUCCCAAACCUCACUUCCACCAGCCCCUCACCUCUGUCUUUGACGAUUCAAAUAAAAAGGUGCUUGGAGACCGUCGCCCUGUCGGUGGCUCCUGAAGUUGCCAGGCAACAGCUGAAUACCUACUUGAAGCUCGCUGUGCUUUUCCUAAAAAGUUUAGAUGUUUAAAAAAAAACAACAAAAAAAAAACUCUUUAACGGCUGGUCCCUUUUUUCUCUCUUUUAAUCAGAAAAAGACAAAAUAAAUCAGUGAAAGGAUCCUGGCAGCUGUGCGACCUUUCCCACCUCCAAAGCCAUGGUGCAGAACGGUGACGCCGCUGCCUGUUUGUCUGUACAAUGCACACCCACAUAGACGAUCAACACUUAGAUCCAUAUCAGUGAGGAAGAAGUAUGUGUGUGUGUGUGUUUGAAGCCUCUACAAGUGAUUUCUGCCGUACAGUGAGUUCAUGAACAUCUGCAGAUUGUGAGGUUUGCUUCACUGUCCUGUGGUCCGGUUCCUUAUUUCAGGGCAGUCCUUUGCCACAGAGUGCAAUAUGUGUCUGUGUGUGCGUGUGUGUCUGUCUGCAAGCAGGUACAAAUAAUGCGUUGAGCUCAGUGUGUAUUCUUGACAAGCCUGGGUGCGGUGGGUUGUUGUGUAAGAGAUGGGAAGAUGAGGCUUUAUUUUCAGAGGACAUAUCAGUCCCCUGCCUUCAUCCCAGGACUUCUUUUUUUCUUCUUAUGAUUCGAUAUCAUUUUUCAACAUUUUUUCGUGUAUUAUCAGCUUUCUAUGAUAUAAAGUGCUUGUGUGCCAGGGGGGUGGCGGGAUGAAUCCGAUGGACUUUGCAGCACUGAAAACUGUUUGUGUGAGGGUUUGACUUGCGAUCAGCUCCUCUGUACUUUGCUCGUACACCACUGGCUGCCUUCACAUUUGUCUCACCCCUAUUGGUCAGACCAAUAUAUUAAGAGAGCAGGCAGUCGUUUUGGUGAAUAGUCCUCAGGUUUCUAUUUAUUUUGAAUAUUUAUUUAUUUAUUUGAGUUGAUAUUUUUAUUGUGCUUCUUUCUCUUUUCUUUUUCUUUUGUUUGUUUUCCUAUUGUACAGUUCAUGCACUUGUGCAAGUACUGUCUGUUGUUGUUCAAAGGGACACUGCUCCAUGUAAAACAUGACUGUAUUUUUAAAGGGAUAGUACACCCAGUUUGCAUCCUGCAUGUGUUUCUCUGUAACGACCAACAUGGUGUGAAUUACGUCUCCUUUUUUUCUGCUAUUUUUUCCUCUCCUGCUUCAGAUUGAACUUGUUUUGACAUUGUUUCUGCAGUUGUUUUUUAUGGUGUCCUUUUUAUUUUCAUUUUUCCUCUUCUGCCACGUAUGUCAUUACAGCCUGCACAGGAUCGUAUUUUGUGUGAACUAUCCCUCCAGCAGCUUUAUCACCUUUGUUUAAGGCGAUGAGACUUUUUGCUUUUGAGUGUUUUUUUUUCCAAGGUGAACCGCCGAGUCAUCAUAUUGUACUUGUGUCUCAUCCUCUGACAGUGUUUAAUGCCUAGCUGACCCUGUUUUUACACUGAAAGGUCAAGGCUCACCUGAAAGCGUUUCAUUUGUGAUCGUGCUAACCAAACAUGACCCCCGGCCUCCUCUGAAAAAAAAAGAAGAAAUAGCAGCAUGUACAGUACAAAUGUGUUGUUCCUCUGUUCUUCUUAGUGUGUUUACUAGCCUUGAAAAUCAGUAUAAUAAGAUUCACAUAUUUAAAACGAGGGAGUUCACAGUAUUACACAACUGCAGCUAACUAGCAGCGUAGCCGGCAAUUUUUUCUUUGCAUGACAGUCAACAGGACACUUGUUUUUUUGGUGUUUUCCUUUUUAUUUGGGUUUUGCUCAUUUUCUACUGAAUGCUGGUAUACUCAACCUUUCUCUAUUUUCUCAGCUUUUUAAGUGCAUAUAACUAUUUUUGUCUCAAGAUGAUAUAAUGAAGAUGAUUAUGAUGAUGAUAUUAAUGACUGUGGCACUAUGAGGAUGACUAAGAUGAUGUUGACGGUGAUGAUGUGACGAAGACUAUCUCGCAUGCUUUUCUAUGGGGCUCUGUGUUGUCAGUGCAUAACAGCUGCCUUUUGUACGCAGCUGGGAGAAUACUACGAGGGGCGCUUGUUGACCGCGGGCCCCACGAGUGAUGUCAGGGCUUUAGUUUUAGCCUGGGUGUCACUGCCGAUGUCCACCUGACCGAGUAGAGGCAGUUCGAAGAGUGGACGAGCUCCAGCAGGGGGCGCACUCACACAUUGUAAAGCACAAACACACAGGGAUGGAGGGCAGACUGAUGCCUCUGAUGUAGCUGCACAAUAAGUCAACUAUAGUUUCAAGCCUGUCUGUUUGAACAGACAGUCCAGUCAGAGACAACAGCAGUUUAUCACUGUAGGAUAAGAAAACACUUCCAUUAUAUUUGCUGAUCAGGGCUGCACAGUUAUGACCAAGACAACCAUCGUCACGUCGACAUGUGAUUGAUCUCCAUCUUAUAUCAGAAACUUUUUUCCAGAUGCUUUUUACAUUCUAGCUAGAUACAAAAUGCACUGAUUCAACUGAUAAAUCAUGAUUUUGUGUGACUGAUCAAAGCCGAAAUCAUGAUAGAAAAUGAGUAAUUGUGCAGCCCUACGUACGAGCUACAACAACUGUCCUUCUCUAGUCUCUUGAAGUCAGUGCGAGCUCCGCCGCCUUCCUGUCAGCUGUUUAGUAGAACUAAUCAUUUUGAGAUAACCCGGAGCCACGUGUUCACUCUGAACCGCCACCAUCUUCUUUCUCCGGCCAGUGACAAAGUUGCACUGACAACACUGAGUUGGCUUCUCUUCGUAGGGUUUCUUUCACUCUUUCUCCCUUUCCCCUCUGUAUCCGACCUUAUUCAGUCAAUUCUCUGCAGUCGGCUCUUUCUACUUUCCCUUUGUCUCUUUUCGUCCGUUUGGGUUUCCUCUGUAUAUUGAUAGUAAUCAUCUAGUUCUCUGAUUCUUCAGAUUAUUGCUCUGUUCUCUUACGUGCUACACGUGUUUCUAUAACUUCAAGACAAUGUGUUAAGGUGUUAUCAAUAAAACGAUCAUUUAAAUA